Messenger RNA from Pseudocercospora fijiensis CIRAD86, 2622 nucleotides. Its product is annotated as ABC transporter, ABC-G family, WBC-type. The record is from RefSeq and is a predicted model, not a curated record. Bases 1 to 2622 code for a protein of 873 amino acids. The transcript has 3 exons. Gene Ontology annotation, molecular function: ATP hydrolysis activity; ABC-type transporter activity; ATP binding. NCBI's taxonomy places the organism in Eukaryota, Fungi, Ascomycota, Dothideomycetes, Mycosphaerellales, Mycosphaerellaceae.
AUGUCUUUGAAGCAGUUUGAUAUACUGGCUUAUUCGCUCAACGAUUCGACUUCAUCAUGCUAUCGCAAAGGAGCUUUACCUGUGGCACUGGCAUUCAACGACACCUGCAAUCUCGGGUUUUACUGCCCAAACUCGAGCAACGAACUUCCACCUCAAUACUGCCACCCGACCGAGCAGUGUCAGAUCAUGCGAGCCGGGAGACAGACAUGCAACCCUCAAGGUCGAUUAGAGCCCAAGAUCUGUGCCAACGGACAUUACUGUCCCCCUGGUGGCAAGCAUGAGAUCCCAUGUGAGAAGGGCACCUUUUGCCCAUCAGGAUCGUACAAGCCUUUCAACUGCUCGACCGGUGCUUGGUGUCCGAAGGGAAGCGUUCGGCAGAUUGAGACGAUUCCUCUAUACCUGAUGAUCGUGAUCGAUGUGGUCCUUUUGGCCUUGGUAGCUGUUGGAUUUGGUAUCAGUAAAUGGAGGAAGAGUCGACCAAAGCAGUAUACGACCUUGCAGAGUAUGGAUGGAGCUGCAGAUGAUAAGAUGAUGCUGCUUCGCUCCUCCGCGAACUUUGCGCAAUCAUCGUCGCCACAAAUUGCAACCCGGACACACUCACCUAGCAUAUCAAUAUCUGGACCUGAGCAACCUACAGCUAUAGCUUACAAACCUGCGAGCACACAUACGAGGCGGGCUAGUGGCCGCGUCGAUCACUAUGACGGAUACGCUGAUGAUGAUAGCGUCUCCUUGUGCGACGACGACGACCUGGAGGACGAGCUGUCAAACAGUCCCGACAUGCAGCGAUUCAUUCGAUCGAUGAGCAGAACUGUAGAAACUUCCUCGAUCGGCCUCAGCUUUGACUUCGAAAAUCUCGCGUUCACAACGAGCAAGGGCAAGAAGAUCCUCCACGGCAUCACAGGAACAAUGCCUCGAGGCAGCUGCUGGGGAGUCAUGGGAGGCAGUGGUGCCGGGAAAUCUACCUUCGUCAAUGUACUCAUGGGAAAGGCGCACGCCACUGAUGGCUCGAUAAAGAUCAAUGGGCACCAUAAAGAUAUGAGCAAGUACAAGAAGCUGAUCGGAUACGUGCCGCAAGACGACAUCGUGUUUCCUGAACUGACAGUCCGGGAGAACAUCUUGCAUUCUGCGCGCUGCAGUCUGCCUUCCAGCUGGAGAGACAAGGCUGUUCAGGACCACGUGGACGCUCUCAUAGCAUGUCUUCAGCUGACACAUGUCCAGCACUCACGCGUCGGCGAUGCUGCAAAACCGGUUAUCUCUGGAGGACAACGAAAGCGUGUGAAUAUCGGGAUGGAACUCGCAGCAGCGCCUAUGGCCAUCUUCCUGGACGAGCCAACCAGCGGUCUUGAUGCCACUAGUGCUGCAAGCAUCAUGCGACUACUCAGAGCCAUCAGUAGACUAGGCGUGACGACAAUCGCCAUCAUCCACCAGCCUCGAGAACAGAUCUUCUAUGGUUUCGACCAACUUCUGCUUCUCUCCCAAGGCAGAUCUGUCUACGCCGGUCCCACUGAAGAUGUGCAAGGAUACUUUGAAAAUCUUGGUUUUGCAUUCCCUCAGCGUUCCAAUCCAGCCGACACCUUGAUCGACAUCAUCACGGGAGACGGUGCUCAGUACACCGUGGGCGCCGGUAAACGAGAGAUUGAUGUAUCUCAACUGAUCGAGGCUUGGACCAGCACAGGCCAGUAUCGACUUCAUAAUAAGCAUCUUAGUGCGAACAGCUUUGAUGGGGUUUCAACGCGCCAGAGACAAAGUCUGCGAAAGACUAUGAAGGCGCGAGGAGCAACGUGGCCAGCGCAGGUGUUUUACUGUUGGAAACGAGCCAUGGUACAGCAAGUGCGCAACGCUACUUCGUUCUUUUUCGAAAUUGGCGUAGGAGCACUGGCAGGUGUUGUCAUCGGUCUGUCAGCCUUUGCGUCCAAUGGUCACCUCUUCCAGGGCAUAUACCACGAGCCUUUCAUGCUUCUCAGCAGCGGCGUCGAUUACGCAAGCACACCACAAAUAGGCCUGCUCGGCGCCAUGGCUAUUGGUCUGGCGGCAUCUGCACCAGGGUUCUGGGUGUUUGGAGAGGAAAAGCUCAUGUACUGGCGCGAGACGGCUUCUGGGCAUUCGCGCUCGGCGUACUACAUUGGCAAACUGCUUUCUACAGUGCUGCGAAUCGGCCUCAGCAGCUUCCAUUUUACGGUUUUCCUCGGUGUCCUGGCAACACCUCUCAUCAGCUUUCCGAAGAUGUAUGCGGCCAAUCUGGCCUACUUCUGGUGCAUCUAUGGUCUGGCCAGCAUCAUCAGCAUGUUUGUCAAGCGAGAAAAUGGUCCUUUACUCGCAGUCCUGGCGUCCCUUAUCAUUGGCGUCUUGGGUGGGGUGGCGCCUCCAUUGAGCAAAGUGAAGACGUGGCACAUGGAAUGGUUUUGGCGACUUUCUCCUGGCGUCUGGUUCACUGAGGCGUACUUCAGCGAGAACCUUGAACCGCUAGCUUACUUGUACAGGGUGGACUUUGCUGCGAAAUCUGUUGGAUUUACGCUCCACCAGUAUGCCCUAGAUGUUGGGGUCUUAUUUGCAAUCGGAGCAGCAUAUCGCAUCAUCGCAUACUUUGGCCUGAUCUUGGUCAAGCGGAAGAAGCAGCGGUAG